This is a messenger RNA of Sodiomyces alkalinus F11, 1180 nucleotides long. RefSeq lists its product as hypothetical. The record is from RefSeq and is a predicted model, not a curated record. Bases 335 to 1030 code for a protein of 231 amino acids. NCBI's taxonomy places the organism in Eukaryota, Fungi, Ascomycota, Sordariomycetes, Glomerellales, Plectosphaerellaceae. The transcript is spliced from 2 exons.
CUUUGCCGUUGCCCGAAACCCGAAACGACGAACGUGAAGUCAACUGGAAGAAUAUGACGUCGUCCUUCGGGAUAAUAAACGUCAUGAAGGUCAUGAAGGUCAUGAAGGAGCUCUUUGGAUCCUUCCUUCCUCGCAGAGGGUUGUGGAAGCCAGUUAAACCUCUUUCCGGCUCUCCAUCUCCCUCUUUCUUUCCGAGACAAUCCUGUUGUUUGCACCUAUCAACCAACAUAUUUCAUCACCGGCUGAAUAUCGUGCCUUCCUCAAACGUCCUCUACAAACCACUUAUAGUCUCCUCCUAACAUUGACAAGCCCACCACCUCCAAUCCCAUUCCCAAUGUUUUCUCUCCGAACCAUCGCCAUCAGCCAACGCAGGCUAGCCUCCAGACCCCAGAACCUCAACGCACUCCGCUUCGACAAGCGCGCCUUCAGCUCAACCGCCGCCAAGACGACUUCCAUCUCAGACGCCAUCAUCAAGGACCACCGCGAGCUCGAACAAUACUACAACGAGGUCAUCAACAGCAACAACCAUGACCACCAGCAGCGCUUCGGCAACCAGUUCACCUGGGAGCUCGCCCGCCACUCCGUCGGCGAAGAGCUCGUCGUCUACCCUGCCUUUGAGAAGCACAUGGGCGCCCAGGGCAAGGAGAUGGCCGACCACGACCGCAAGGAGCAUCACCGCGUCAAGGAGCUUCUCAAGGAAUUCCAGAACAUGAAGGCCGAGGACCCCGCCUACGUCCCCAAGCUGAAGGAGCUCUGGUCCGUCCUCUCCGAGCACAUCAAGGAGGAGGAGGAGAAGGACCUGCCUUCCCUCGAGCAGGCCCUGAGCUCCGCCAGCGGCCAGUCCGAGUCCAUGGCCAAGAGCUUCGGCCACACCAAGGCCUUCGUCCCCAGCCGCAGUCAUCCCUCCGCUGGCGAGAACCCUCCCUUCGAGACCGUCAUGGGCUUGAUGACCGCGCCCAUCGACCAUCUUGCCGACCUCUUCAGGAAGUUCCCCGACAAGACCAUCUCGCCGAACCCUUCUACCAAGUGAGCGGUGUUGUCCAUGUGAGGGAGGAAUGAGAUGGCUGAUUGCAGGGAAUGAUUCGUCGCCGCCCGGAAGUUUAGGACGCUAUAUGUUAUAGUAUGUAAUAGAGAGGUGAACUGUACAGUAAGGCAUGAAAACAUAACGAUUUACGCCGUU